Molecule: messenger RNA, 617 nt
Organism: Ipomoea nil (Japanese morning glory)
Lineage: Eukaryota; Viridiplantae; Streptophyta; Magnoliopsida; Solanales; Convolvulaceae
Product: cytochrome P450 76C1-like
Exons: 1
Coding region: 16-606 (196 amino acids)
Molecular function (GO): heme binding; monooxygenase activity; oxidoreductase activity, acting on paired donors, with incorporation or reduction of molecular oxygen
Source: RefSeq, a predicted model, not a curated record
GACACCACAUCCACAAUGGUGGAGUGGGUUAUGACAACAUUAUUUGAUAAUCCAGAGAUAAUGAAAAAGGUCCAAAAGGAAUUAGAUGAUAUUGUAGGAAUAAACAAUAUUGUUGAAGAGGUCCAUCUACCAAAGCUUAGCUAUUUGGAUGCAGUUGUGAAGGAGACAUUCAGUUUAUACCCUGCAUUACCACUUCUAGUCCCUAGGUGCCCAACUCAUACUACACAAGUUGGCGGAUACACAAUUCCUAAGGGCACUAGAGUCCUUCUGAAUAUGUAUGCAAUACAUAGAGACCCUCAACUUUGGGACAAUCCUUUGGAGUUUAGGCCUGAAAGGUUCCUUAACCAAACUUCUGUUUUAGAUUAUACAGGCAAUGAUUAUAGGUUUUUGCCAUUUGGAUCUGGAAGGAGAAUUUGUGCCGGCAUUCCCUUGGCGGAGAAAAUGCUUAUUUAUAUUUUGAGUUCACUGUUGCACUCCUUUGACUGGCAUCUUCCUAAAGGUGAAAAUCUUGACCUAUCUGAUAAAUUUGGGAUAGUCACUAAGAAAAAUGUUCCCUUGAUUGUUGUGCCAGCACAUAGGUUAUCUAAAUUUGAGCUUUACCAAUAAUCUUAUAGAAA